UACCUACCACUAAAACUUCCGAUCCGAUGCCACUUAUAUCAUUACAAGCUCUCGUAAUAAAAAGCUCUUGAUAAAAAUUUAGGUUUUAUUGGAAGCGCUCUUUUAUCGAGUUUCAUGUAAUCUAAUUUCCUUUAUUUAACGUUCCAGUUUUCGAGACCGAAUCGAUCUCUCUUAUUGCAGCCCAGCCUCCUGAAAAUUAAUAUUUGAUCGGGAUUAGCCCCGAUCGAAGUCCGCAACCGUUUCCGAGGAGGGUGCCGCGACUUCGCUUCGCGAAGCACAUCAUCCGUAAUUCUGCCCGCCUUUGGUCGAGCUUGCGCAGUUUCCGCGCCAAUAUGGAUUCUUUGAGUGAUGCAUUCCUUGCGCCAAGGGCGCAACGCUUUCCACGGAAUUUCGCGUCCGGGAGUACUCGCGAACGAUCGCUCGUCGCGACGCCCGACGUUUUCCGGGUAUAGCGGUCCUUCGUCGUAUAGCAUAUAGCUGGGACCUAGCGUGAUGUCCGAGGACUAUCAGCACGCCUGCGAGAGGGCAGAAUUGCUGGGGUUGCCGAGGCCCACCGAGGAGGAGUGGAGGCAGUCGCAAGCGGCGCAGAGCGAGACUCGUCGUUGCGACGACGACGACGACGACGAUGGGGCAUUACAGGACUUGGAUUACGUGGACGAGGCGGCCGGACGCAUCGGCGGCGGCCUGGACGAGCUGAACAGCAUUCUGAGCACCACGCAGAAGAAGCUCAACAGAUUCAAGACAGUUUGCGGCAGUCUGGGAACGUUGCUCAAAGGGAAGGUACACUCUCGCGGCGGAACGCCGCGCCACAAGCCCGAGGAGCCGAAUCCUGACGCGGAAAAGCAGGAAAUUCAGGAGAAGUCGGAAUCUAUGGUCGACGAGGUGAUGACGGUGGAGACGUCGGAUGAGACCGUCACGAAUACCGCGAACCAGCCCACGAACAGCGGCAUUCAGCCGAAGAAGAUCGAUCUCAACCAGAAAAUGGGAUCCCACUUGAAUAAGCUGGACUCCCUGAUUACGAAGGCUGAGAACGCUCAAUACAGUAUGCAGCAUCAAACGAAACAAAUGAAGAAAAUUCUGAAGAAGUAAUAAUAUAAAACGAAUGUUUAAUUAAUCGACUGAACGAUAAAUUCGCGCGAGAUUGAUUUUAUCAAUUAAAUUAAUCGGUAUCUUCUAUUUGGAAUGUAAAGUUGUACGAGAAAAUAUUUUACAGAUAUGUCACACGCGUAAAUUAAUCCCGAGGGUAUUUCUUGGCUUUGACCGAUAAAUUCUACAUUCAUGUAGAUGCGUAGUUAUAUAAGAAAACCACGAUAAGCAAUUUCGCAAACAGCCAUCGGGUAUAGGAAAUCGUAUAGAUUUCAAUUGUUACAUUGCACAUAUGAAGUUUAAUUGUUGCAUCGAAUAUUGAUACCUUUCUCACGAUAUAUUUAUCAGAAUCGUGAGAGAAAUCUUGUGAAUAAUUGUUAUCAAUUCUUUUAUAUGUCAUGCGACGUUUUCUUUGUCGCUAAAAAUAUUGUUACGAUAAUAUGUGUAUUGUCAAAUGUAUAUA
Molecule: messenger RNA, 1549 nt
Organism: Wasmannia auropunctata (little fire ant)
Lineage: Eukaryota; Metazoa; Arthropoda; Insecta; Hymenoptera; Formicidae
Exons: 3
Coding region: 493-1089 (198 amino acids)
Source: RefSeq, a predicted model, not a curated record